CUCGGCGCCGCCAUGGUGGGCGCGGGGGCCCCGGCGCCGCUCGAGAACGCCAACCCGCUCAUCUACCGGCGCUCCGGCGAGCGGCCCGUCACGGCGCGCGAGGAGGACGACGAGCUGCCCGACUCCAUCGACGACCGCGAGAUCUUCGAUCUCAUCCGCUCCAUCAACGACCCCGAGCACCCGCUGACGCUGGAGGAGCUCAACGUGGUGGAGCAGGUCCGCGUGAAGGUGAACGACGCCGAGAGCACCGUGUCCGUGGCCUUCACCCCCACCAUCCCGCACUGCAGCAUGGCCACCCUCAUCGGCCUCUCCAUAAAGGUGAAGCUGAUCCGGUCGCUGCCAGAGAGGUUUAAGGUGGAUGUUCACAUAACACCAGGAACACACGCCUCUGAGCAUGCAGUUAACAAACAGCUUGCCGAUAAAGAACGUGUAGCAGCUGCUCUGGAAAACUCUCACUUGCUGGAAGUGGUGAAUCAGUGCUUGUCUGCUCGCUCAUAAUUGCCCUCUGAAGAAACCUUUGGCAUUAUUAAGCUAAUUUUGUAUAUAGUGAUGUGUUUCACUAUCUGUAUAUCUAUAAACAAAACAAAGUUAUUGUAUUUUUUAAAGAAAUGUUUCAUUAUUUUACAAAUAUUAGUAUGUGGGAAAUUAUAUUACAGGUAAAUACACAAAUAUAAAAAUUGAUCUUUACAUUUAUUAACUAUAGCCCAGUGAGAUUUUUCUGAAAUAGAAAAUAGUCACAUCACUGGCUGUUAAAAUAUGACACUUACUGAAGUUCAACUACAUUUCUACCACAGACAGCUGUUGGGUGAGAGACAGUUUUAAUUCUGGACCACAUGGGGAAGGGGGGAAAGACUUUUAAAUAAAUACACCAAGUGUUUUGGUGCUCGCAUACAUGCAGUGUUGUAUACCAGAUAUCAAAUACCUACACCUUCCUCAGGUAGAUGGAGAGCGAGUACCUCAUACCCUUUUUUCCCCUCUCCCCCAAAAUAUACUGUGCUGAUCAUAUUUAUAAUACUCUUUCAGUACUAGUUUCUCUUGAAGAAUCUUGGAGGAUCCUUUAAAAUAGUGAACCUUAUUAACACAGACUAUGUAAAUCACAGCCUGACACUUCUACCGGGUUGUUUUAAAAAAAAACAGUAAUAGCCAGGUAGCAUAGCUCAAAUCAGAACAAACUAGGACAUAAAGAAGUCCUAAUUUCCUUUCAAUUUGAGGAAUGAGGUACCUAGUAUUCACAGGGCUUGUGGAGAAUGCCAGCUCUGCAGCAGCCUUCAUCUGCUUAUUUGGCUUAGCAUCCUUUGAAUGAUCCGUUCUUGCGUGGAUGCAUGAAUUUGAAAUUGUAAAUGAAGACAAUAUUUGUGUAAUACUAGUACUGGAAAAGCAGCAGAAAGUGCCUUCUGUUAGCAUCACUUUCCCUCUCUGCCUCUCCUGUUGAAUCAUUAAUCAGUUCUGAUGUUGGCAGCCAAUGCACCACAAAUGAAAACUUGAACCAUGACAGUGCGUGCAGGCAUCUCAGGGGUGACAGAUUUUGUUGGAUUUUUUUGUUUUUCUUUUUUUCUUUUUUAACAGAAAGUGAAUGGUGCCUUCCAAGCUUUACAGGAAAAUUGCAGUGCAAAUAUGUGUGUGGGGAAAACAGAAGGAUGAGUAAGCUGUCAACAGAUUGCUUCAACCUGCACUCCAAAUGGAAAGGGAAUCUGGACGUUAUGGUUAAUUGAAUCAGUACUGCUCAGCUUUUGGUGUUAUAAGAGAUUAAACAACUUAUUGGGAUGUUGGCAUUUGCCUUGCCAACAUGAUAACACACAUGUACAUGAUAACACUGGAGGGGCACCCUAUAAAUAAUAACCCUGGGGCAUUUUUUUAAAAAUCACUUACCUUUUCAAAGCAGCAA
Nothoprocta perdicaria is the source of this 1885-nucleotide messenger RNA. It is a transcript of the gene CIAO2B, whose product is annotated as cytosolic iron-sulfur assembly component 2B. Lineage: Eukaryota; Metazoa; Chordata; Aves; Tinamiformes; Tinamidae. Gene Ontology annotation, biological process: iron-sulfur cluster assembly. The record is from RefSeq and is a predicted model, not a curated record. The transcript is spliced from 5 exons. Gene Ontology annotation, cellular component: cytosolic [4Fe-4S] assembly targeting complex. Bases 13 to 498 code for a protein of 161 amino acids.